Messenger RNA from Closterium sp. NIES-67, 1841 nucleotides. Lineage: Eukaryota; Viridiplantae; Streptophyta; Zygnematophyceae; Desmidiales; Closteriaceae. The record is from the annotation of a GenBank genome assembly.
CCGUAUUUCCUUGAUCCCGCUCACACGGCAACCGAUUUCGGUUCUGCAGGUUAGCCAAGCAAGCUAUCUCGUAAGCCAACCCGCGUGUGCGUCCGCCCACCUUCUGAAGGCUCGUCAGGCUGUUCCGCCGACAGAUUUUCUUUCAGCUUCUUGAAUCAUAUAAAAGAACCCGUCGCGCGUUGCUUGUGCUUUUUUUGGCGACUGCGGCAAGAGCCUUCCGCCUGAACGCAGUUGAUCCAGGCACCUUAGGACGUUCCGGCGGAAUCGUUUUAUCCAGCCAACAGGACACGUUUUGUGAGCUCCGCUUAUCUUCUCGUCGUCUCAGCCAUUACUGCCAGACAUUUCAAUAGAGUUUUUUAGACUCUUAGCGUCGGCUGAUCAUGGGGACCGCAGCGCUGGCUUCGCCUCUUUCCCGGCUCCACGCUACCGUGGCGCUAUCGUCUGGUUCCGAGAGACGAAACUUAAGCCCCUCAUCCAUCGCCUACGCGUCGUCUCAGGGGACGUUCUUCAGCGGCAACGGCGCUAGCAGAGCCGCCUUUCUCUCCGCCUCCCAGUCGCGGGGGGAAAGGCGGAGGGGGAACGCCCUUGUGGUCCGCGCAGAUGCGGACUACUAUUCGGUGCUGGGAGUGGAGAAGAAUGCGGACAAGUCACAAAUAAAGAGUGCGUAUCGGCGCUUGGCGCGCAAGUAUCACCCUGACGUGAACAAGGCACCAGAGGCUGAGACCAAGUUCAAGGAAAUCAGUAACGCGUAUGAGGUGCUAUCUGACGACGAGAAGCGUUCGUUGUAUGACAGAUUCGGAGAGGCGGGAGUCAAGGCGGCGCUGGCUCGGAGUUCAACAAUCCCUUUGACCUGUUUGAGACCUUCUUUGGAGGGCGGGAUGGGCGGCAUGGGAGGGAUGGGCGGCAUGGGCGGCAUGGGGGUCUCGACGCACUGCCCCUGUGCAAGGGGAUGACGAGAGAUACGACCUGACCAUUGAUUUCCUGGAGGCGGUGUUCGGCUCGGAGAAGCAGAUCGACGUGUCGCGCAUGGAGGCGUGCGGCACGUGCAAGGGUCGGGCGCCAAGGCGGGCACCACGCCCACCACCUGCUCCUCCUGCAACGGCCAGGGGCAGGUGGUGUCCGUAGCCAACACGCCCCUGGGCAUGUUCCAGCAGGUCACCACGUGCCCACGGUGCGGGGGGAGUGGAGAAAUUUCUACUCCCUGCCCCACCUGCAGUGGCGGCGGGCGCGUGCGCAAGUCCAAGCAAGUCACUCUCAAGGUGCCAGCAGGAGUGGACAACGGCAGCCGGCUGAGAGUGAGGGGGGAGGGCGACGCGGGGCUGAGAGGCGGCCCCCCGGGGGACCUCUAUGUGUUCCUCUCGGUGCGCCCCGACCGCGAGCUCGAGCGCAAGGGGGCCGACAUCCUACAAACCCUAAAGGUCUCGUACCUAGAGGCGAUCCUUGGCACGACUAAGCAGGUCCGGACGGUGGAUGGGCCGGUGGAUCUGAAGGUUCCGGCCGGGACGCAGCCUGGGAGCACCCUUGUGAUGGCCAAGCGCGGGGUGCCGGUGCUUGGGAAGCCGAAUUUGCGCGGGGACCAUCUGGUGAAGGUGCAAGUGGAGAUUCCGAAGUCGCUGUCGGGUGAGGAGAGGAAGCUGAUUGAGCAAUUGGAGGAGAUGAGCAAGUCCAAGGCGGGGUCACGGUGACUGUAGAGGGAGGAUGAUGAUGGGUGGAUGAGAUUGGAAUGUGGAGCAUGCUAGAGAGGUGAUAUUGAUUUUGGGUAGUACGUGUUAUUUAGCUGGAAUGAUCUCGUUUCUCCAGAUCAUUAACGAGAUUGAUUAAUGGAAACGCUUGAAGUAAAC